GCCCAGUCUGCUGCGAACCGUCGACGUGCACGGUCGCCGCGUGUCCCCGCACAGAUAUUUGAAUUUACCCCGACAAUUGACGUAAACGUGCGCUCCUUAUAAAUUGGAUUUUCAAGCGGUGUUAUACUGAAAUCGAAGCGAUAAUUUGCAUAGAAAUCGUUACCUACAGAUAACUCCGGUGUGGAUUAAUUUUUGAUUACACUGAUACGAAAAUGUAAAUUGUAAUGUGUUGUGCAAAUAGAUAUUGGUGUUAUUUUUGAGUUGAGAUUAAAUGUUGUUUUGGACUCGAUGUGAAAUUUGGAAAGGAUAUUUUAUUCAGAUGUACGAGAAAUUUGGAGCAUCGGAAGCCGCAACAGUAGGAAACAGGCAAUUUAGACACCUAUAGGGUAUGAUGUAGCAGUGUAUUUAGAAGUGUUGAAUGAUUUAAUGAAGCUUCGAAUUAACAAGGAGUUCAAGCUAAAUAAAAUUAUACCCUUAAUUAAAUUUGUAUUAAAAUAUCAGUUGUUGCAGAUGUAUUUAAUUCAAAAAUAGAAUAUGAACAAUUAAUGAGUAAACAACAUAACAAUGUUUUGUCAAAACAUAACAAAUACAAAAUAAGAAGUGAUAGUGUAAAUAAAUAAAAUGUACGAUGUGUUAGAAAUAAAGUGGCUAUUCAAGAAGAAGAAUCAAAGGAAAUGAUCACUAUGACACCGAUACCGAGCGCCGUCGUCACUUCCUGCGCUUUGAUAUUCAUCGGUACAGUCAACGCGCUAAAAUCCGUCCAAAUAGAUGUACCAAAAGCCGUAUUAACGGGGCAGAAUGCCGAGCUCAUGUGUAGAUAUGAAUUAGAGGGGGCGCAACUAUAUUCAAUAAGAUGGUACAAAAAUAUGAUGGAGUUCUAUCGAUAUGUGCCCAAGGAAUCGCCAGCAACAAAGGUGUUCCCGGUAUCCGAGAUAAAAGUCGAUGUAGCGGCAUCAGACCAGAAUCGCGUGGUACUGACACAAGUGGACCGGACAUUGACAGGAGAGUACCAAUGCGAGGUCUCCGCUGAUGCACCCCUCUUCCACACGGAUAUCAAAGCAGCUGAGAUGGUUGUAGUAGAACCGCCUCUAAUUAGCCCAAACGUGACCUCCGACCGUAUGUCGUACGUUGGCGGUGACCACAUUCGGGCGAACUGCUCGUCACCGCCGUCACUACCAGCAGCCAAUAUCACGUGGUACGUCAACGAACAGAUGGUACCUGGAUUCACCGCAAACCACGUGUUAAACUUCAGCAAUGGUUACGCGUCCAGUUUGGCCACAUUGGAACUGGAGGCAGCGGCAUUGUCACCUGUGCCUACACUCAUGAUACGAUGUGAAGCAUCGAUAUUCGACGUGUGGAAAUCAUCAAGCCACACAUUAGUUUUACGGGAAAGAAGCGCAAAUCCAGCAUCAGCAUUAGGGAGAAGUUUUACAGGUGGAGCGACAGAAACAUGUCUACCAACAUUAAUGGUUCUCCUGCUUCAACUACUUCUACAGUUUUUGUUAAGAAUCUAUACUGAAACAUCAAUAAGAUAGCUGACUUGGUUAUAACUUUAAUAUUAAAAUAUAUGCGUAGUUUCGUCUCAGGGUUCGAAGCAAUUUGAAAAUUGUAUAUUAGAUAUAAUUAUUAUAAUAUAAAUAUUGUUAUAUGAAAAAUAGAAUUUGAUGUUUUGUUCAGUUUCAUUAUUUAAUUGUUAUUUAAAACAUUAAUUCAAUUUAAAUUAGCCAUAGAUUAAAUUCUUGAAUUUAAUAUUAGAACAAUAAAAUAAUAAGUUAUACAAAUUUGUAAAUCAUUAAUUUUACUAAUUUAUAUAAUUAAAUUCUUAAUAUUAUUGUUUUAGCUCGAGUUUCAAUUAUAUUUCAUCUAAUAUUUAUGUUAAAUUCAUCAUUACGUACCAUAUUUAUUAUUGACAUAGACUGAUUAUAUUGAAUAAUAAUUAACAAUGUACAUAAAAUAUUAAAUUUGUUUGUAAAUAGUUAUAGUACGUCAGGUUCCAUACAUAGUGUUAAUAUUUUCUAAUAAAUGUUAGUCCAAAAAUGUGUAAAAUAUUUAAUAUAAUACAUACUUAUAUUGUGGAGAGCGUUUAUACCGAAAAACUAGAAUACUCUAUAUACCAGAUAAAAGUAAUAAUCACUCAUAUGUAUUUUGACAGAAAUCUCUCUAUCAAAAUACUACUAAAAAUUGGAAUUUAUAAUUGAAAAUUUCAAGAGUAAAAUGUAAAUAGUAGGCAAAAAUUUUGUAAUACAUUUGUGUGCAAGUUGUUUCAUGAUUAAUGUAUAAGAGAAAUGGACGUUACAUUUUAAAUAAUGAUUCAUAAAUAUUAAAAUUGUUUCUUUCUUAAAACUUGACGCAUGAACUGACAUUACCAGAAUUCGGUAUAAACACUCUUAAAGAUUUGCAUUAGAAAUUAUAAUGAAAUUAAUAAAAAAAUAUAAAUAAGUUAUUUUGUUCCGUAUUAUUAUUUAACAAUGUUACAGUUUACAUUCAUAAUAAUAUUUAUAUUUCUUUCAAAAUAAAAUAAUAACAAUAAACAUUUUUUUCUAUAAUUUAUAAUUUUAAACAUUCUAUUUCAAUUAAAUUAGUUUACUAAACAAACAAUUAUUGCUUAAUGUUAUUUAUAUAUGGUUUAUGAAUGCUAUCAACCGCAAUAAUAUUUAUGGUAUAUAAAAUAACAAAUAAAUACGUCAUUUAUUGAUGUAUUUCCUUUAUAAAAGGUAUUUUAUUUUAUGUAUUAUAUAUAAAUAUAUUUAACUGUUGUUUAAGUAAUAGCAUUUAUUAUAUAAAUGUAAUUAAUAUUAUAAUCCCAAACAAUAUUUUAUUCUUUGUUAAUUUAAUUUAUAUUAUAUACUGUAAGAAGGAGGCUGUGUUUGUAGUAAAUAUAGAAUAUUAUUAAAAAUUAUUUAUCAUUAUUAUUAUUAUAAUUAUUCAUCAUCAACAAUUUAAAAUAUGAAACUGAAAUAAUUGAUUAAUGUGUUCAAAUACUUUUUUGCAAAGUUUGUAAACUUAAUAAACUAAAACGUGCGACCACGAACUAAGAUCAUUUAGCUUUUUAUACUGUUACUACUUGUGAGAUUGGGACAUCGUCUAGUGUCAAAAUACUAGGUUUUUUGUGCAUCCAAGCUUGUCAGAGUGCUUAGACCCAGCUACCCGAGGGUAGUUGUUUUUGCAGUUGAAGCUGGGGCAAAACUUCUAACUAGACGAUAUUUACAAUACAUCUCAUUAAUACAAAAUACUACUAAAGGGAUUUAAAUAAAAAUCUCAAUGAGACCGAUAAAGCUCAAAACAAUAAUUGUUUGUUCCCGAUGCGGUUUUCAUUUUCCAUAGUUGUAUUCUUGAAUUGAAAGGUUUAACUUAAUAUCUAGUGUAUGCUUUAUCUGGAUAAUCCAUCUAGAAAUUAAUUUUUCGUUGGUUUUCCUAUUUCUGAAAUUUACAAGUGCGAAAUA
Molecule: messenger RNA, 3443 nt
Organism: Galleria mellonella (greater wax moth)
Lineage: Eukaryota; Metazoa; Arthropoda; Insecta; Lepidoptera; Pyralidae
Exons: 9
Coding region: 675-1535 (286 amino acids)
Source: RefSeq, a predicted model, not a curated record